AUGGUGCUGUCCCCUGAGGAAGUGCACGAGAUUGUCUCUAUCAUCGCUGCUGAGGAGAAUCUCAGGGUGACAGUGAGCGAAUCCCUGAAGGGAGGUCUGAAGGUGGGCCUGUGUGCUGCUGCGGGUGGUUUGGUAUUGGGCCCGCCUGGUUUUGCUAUCGGUGGAGUAAUAGGUGGUAUAUACGCUACGUGCACGUCGGCGAAGUUCAAGCCUGUGCACCAAGUCCUUGGCGAGAUGUCGCCGGCUCAGAGACAACUGCUGCAGCGCCGUUUUCUGGAUGCAACGAGGCAAAUCAGCUACAGCGAUGCUGCCAUGCUGUUGAGCAUGGUGGCCGGGGAUGCUGGCCUCAAACUCAUACUUAUCAACUUGGUAAAGGAUUUCCUUUGGCACGAGUUGAAACAGAAGGUUGCGUAG
This is a messenger RNA of Sycon ciliatum, 414 nucleotides long. RefSeq names its product protein C19orf12-like. NCBI's taxonomy places the organism in Eukaryota, Metazoa, Porifera, Calcarea, Leucosolenida, Sycettidae. The transcript has a single exon. The record is from RefSeq and is a predicted model, not a curated record. The coding region runs from base 1 to 414 and encodes 137 amino acids.